AGAAAAUCGAAAUAGGAGAAGUUAGAGAGAGAGGGAUCAGAGGAAGAAGAAGAAUGGGAGAUUAUCACUUCGUGUACAAGGACGUGGAAGGAGCAUCCACACAGUGGGAUGAUAUCCAGAGAAAGCUCGGGAAUCUUCCGGAGAAGCCACCGGCGUUCAAGCCUCCUGCCUUUGCUCCGGCACCGGACGAAGCUUCUAUUCCUAAGGACAAGUCCUGGAUCGACCGCAAGACUGAAGACGAGCUCGAAGAUCUCGAUGAUGAUCGUGAUCUCGACGACGAUCGAUUCCUUGAAGAUUACAGGAAGAAGAGACUAGCAGAGCUGAGAGAAGCAGCCAAAGUUGCAAAAUUUGGAUCAAUCAUUCCAAUUUCAGGAUCAGAUUUUGUGAGAGAGGUCUCUCAAGCUCCAUCUGAUGUUUGGGUUGUUGUGAUUCUCUACAAAGAAGGGAUCCCAGAAUGUGGGGUGCUGAUGCAAUGUUUGGAAGAAUUGGCAACAAAAUACCCAGCAACUAAAUUUUGCAAGAUAAUAUCCACAGAUUGUAUUCCCAAUUACCCAGAUAUUAAUCUUCCCACUCUUCUAGUCUACAACAAUAGUGCUGUCAAAGCAAAUUAUGUAGGCCUUCAACGGUUCGGCAGGAGAUGCACACCUGAAGGGGUUGCAUUAGUUCUCUGCCAAUCGGACCCAGUACUCAAUGAUGGCCAAAGUGGAAGCGAUCAAUCGAGAGAAGCUGUUCUUGAGGAAGUUCGCCAGAGGUUCAUAGAGAAAGUUGUUACACAACAUGAAGAAGAUGAUGAUGGAUCUUCAAGUGAUUAGGUUCUUAGUAAUUCUUUUAGUUUGCUAAUUAAGUUUGUUUUUUCAAUAGUUGGCCACUUUUCUUUGCCUCUCUUUGCGCUUUGGCUGCUGGUUUUUUGUUUGUGUUUCUGUACUCUCUAGAUGAGAUGCUUGGUUCUUAUGUGUGAAUUUGAGUCUAAAUGCUCGCUUCAAUUUUUCGUUACUGUUAUAAAUUAAACUUUCAUGUACCAUAUUAAAAGUUACGAAUUCAGUUC
This is a messenger RNA of Humulus lupulus (European hop), 1045 nucleotides long. RefSeq lists its product as uncharacterized. Gene Ontology annotation, cellular component: cytoplasm. The transcript is spliced from 4 exons. Gene Ontology annotation, biological process: protein folding. The record is from RefSeq and is a predicted model, not a curated record. Lineage: Eukaryota; Viridiplantae; Streptophyta; Magnoliopsida; Rosales; Cannabaceae. Bases 54 to 812 code for a protein of 252 amino acids.